UCCUCUCUUCCCCUCCCUUCAUCCAUACCCUCUAUCCUUGGCGCGGUCCCCCUCGUCAACUCCAUCAUGAGUAGCGAGGAUCGCAAGUUUGAUGACGGCAGCGUCGAGAAGAACCACCUUGACAACGAAUUUCACGUCGUUGCGGAUGGAAAGCACAAGUUCGAUGUCGCUUCCAUCGACUUGGUACAGCGUCGACUCAAGCAGCGCCAUGUUCAGAUGAUUGCUAUCGCUGGAACACUCGGUACAGGGCUUUUCCUAGGUUCUGGCAAAGCUCUAAGCGGUGCGGGCCCUCUCGGUGCCCUCAUCGCAUAUGCCCUUGUAGGCUCAGUGGCAUAUUCGUCACUGUGUUCCAUUGGUGAAAUGACAUCCCACGCCCCAAUUUCAGGAACUUUCCCUCAUUUUGCCGCUCGAUGGGUUGACCCUGCACUUGGUUUUGCAGUUGGAUGGAACUACUUCUAUACUAACGUGAUAACCGUGCCGGUGGAAAUCACGGGUGCUCAGAUCCUGAUCACUUAUUGGGAUUCCAACACGAAUCAUGCCGGUAUUUACACUGCAAUUAUCUGUGUUUUUGCUUGCGCAACGAACGUCUUCGGUGUACGGUAUUUCGGCGAAGCGGAAUUCGUAUUCUCUAUCAUUAAACUCACAAUGAUCACCGGUCUUAUUAUUGUCGGUCUGGUCAUUGACCUUGGAGGUGCACCAGAUCACCACCGACUGGGUUUCCAGUACUGGAAAAACCCCGGUGUCUUCGCAGGGGCUGGACUGGAACCGACCCAUGUUGGCUUGGACCGCUUCCUCGGCAUAUUGAAUGUUCUUGUCCAAGCUUCAUUCUCAUUCCAGGGCAUGGAACUUGUCGCCAUUGCCGCUUCCGAGACCGAAAACCCCCGCCGGAACAUCGCAAAAGCCGUCCGCAGGGUGUUCUUCCGUAUUCUCGUUUUCUAUAUCCUCGGUAUCUUCAUAACCGGUCUUAUCGUUCCUUAUAACGACCCCAACUUGCUCCACUCCACGGGUACUGCUGCCCAAUCUCCUUAUGUCAUUGCCAUGACGAAUGCUGGGAUUAAAGUCCUGCCAAGCAUCAUCAAUGCCGGUGUCAUGACGAGUGCAUUCAGUGCUGCAAACUCGUUCCUCUUCUGUUCGUCCCGUAUCCUCUACGGUCUUGCUCUCCGAGGGCAAGCACCCAAGGUCUUCGCAAAGUGCACACAAUCUGGGCUUCCCUUGGUCGCUGUUGCGUUCUCUAGCAUGUUUGCGUUCCUCUCCCUCAUGAACGUCGGGUCGGGUUCCGCGACGGUGUUCAACUGGUUCGUCAACCUUUCAACCGUGGGCGGCUUCUUCGGCUGGGGCUCCAUCAACUUAACCUACAUCUUCUUCCACCGCGGAAUGAAGCACCAAGGCAUUGACCGCACGAAGCUCCACUACUGGAACCGCUUCCAGCCAUGGCUUUCGAUCUGGGGCCUUUCUUGGUGCAUCUUCUUCAUCCUCGUCAACGGCUUCUCAGUCUUCUGGGCUUUCACUCCUGCCGGCUUCCUCACAGCCUAUAUCAACAUUCCGCUGUUCUUCGGUCUUUACUUUGGCUGGAAGUUCAUGAAAGGGACAGAGAUCUGGAAACCAGACGAAAUGGACUUUGUGACAGGCAUUCCCACCCCGGAGGAGACAGAAGGCCCGUACUACCCGCCUGUGGGUUUCUGGCAAAAAGUUGCUGCCGCUUUGUUCUAGGUUAUGGUUUGGCUUGUUGUACGCAUCUAGUCACUGUAUUUCCAGUUUCCGCUUUGGAAGCUGUAAUUCCCUUUUCUUUUUAAUGUUAAAUGAUGGAUGGUUUCGAAUCUUCGUUUACAUAUUUGUUGCGGUCAUCAGAUGUUGUCAAACACGAAACGUAAUGCAAUGAUGCCCUCUGACAUUUCAGUUUACUCUGCAAUACGCUAUGAGCAGUGAGAUAGGGAGUACUUAGUACACAGGCGCCAGGGCAGUGCAGUGCACCGUCCUAUGUAAUAAGUCACUGCUCACUGCGAACAGUGGUGAGC
This is a messenger RNA of Suillus paluster, 2015 nucleotides long. Its product is annotated as amino acid permease/ SLC12A domain-containing protein. Bases 67 to 1710 code for a protein of 547 amino acids. Gene Ontology annotation, molecular function: amino acid transmembrane transporter activity. Gene Ontology annotation, biological process: amino acid transmembrane transport. The transcript has 25 exons. Gene Ontology annotation, cellular component: membrane. The record is from RefSeq and is a predicted model, not a curated record. NCBI's taxonomy places the organism in Eukaryota, Fungi, Basidiomycota, Agaricomycetes, Boletales, Suillaceae.